This is a messenger RNA of Guyanagaster necrorhizus, 312 nucleotides long. RefSeq lists its product as uncharacterized. The transcript has 2 exons. Bases 16 to 312 code for a protein of 98 amino acids. Lineage: Eukaryota; Fungi; Basidiomycota; Agaricomycetes; Agaricales; Physalacriaceae. The record is from RefSeq and is a predicted model, not a curated record.
CCACCACCCACCGUAAUGGCCAACGCGCGGAAGGGCUACCCCGCCAGAAGCGGGAUGUUCUUAAUAUGGAUAACCCCGCCUCAGCGAAUUGCCCUUUUUGGAGUCACCCGAUUAGACCUCGGAUGUUUUCUCAAGCGAUCUCACGUAGGCAAUGAGAUAUCACAGAAUGUGCCACCAAUGAUUUUGGGGAGCCGGGGGGGCGGGAAGGAUCGCAUAAACGAGAGUAAACCCCACGCCCCUCAAGAGCGGGUUCUACGACCCCAAGAGGGAAGACGAGGUGCUGAGACGCUCGCUGGGAUCGAACAAUCGUGA